GAUAUAAUUUCUUCAUUUGCCGCAUAGUGAAGAGAUUGUGGCAUUAAAAAUCAGAGUUUUCUCAAUGGAGAAGGCUUGUUUCUUGGUGCCAUUGUUUCUUCUUGUCACCUUCUCUUUGUCUUAUAUUUCUUCAGCAGAUGAAGCCUUUCCAGGUAAUGAGCUAAACACCAUUGGAAAUGAAGACUUGACAAAAACAACAUUGAAGAAUCAUGAGGAUGAGGAAGAGAAGUUCAAGUUUGUUCCACAUAAGCCAAUCUUCAAGAAGCCAUUUUUCAAGAUCCCACCGAAAGUAUUUCCAUUGAAGCCAUUCCCAGUCAACGGAAAACCAAUUCCAAAGCCAAUUCCUGUCCAUGAUGAGAAGCCAUUGCCAAUUCCCGGAUUUAAGAAGCCUUUCCUUAAGCCAUUUCCUAAACCCUUCAUUCCAAAGCCAAUUCCUAUUGUUAAAAAGCCAAUUCCCAAGCCUUUCGUUCCAAAGCCAAUUCCUAUUGUGAAGAAGCCAAUUCCCAAGCCUUUCAUUCCAAAGCCAAUUCCUUUGGUGAAGAAACCAAUUCCCAAGCCUUUCAUUAUUCCUAAGCCCUUCAUUCCAAAGCCAAUUCCAUUGGAAAAGAAACCAUUUCCCAAGCCUUGGAUUCCAAAGCCAAUCCCAGUAGAUAAUGAGAAGCCAUUGCCAAUUCCUGGAUUCAAGAAACCUUUUCCCAAGCCAAUUCCUUUUGUGAAGAAACCUUUUCCAUUCCCAAAAAAGCCCUUCUACCCUCCAGUGAAUCCUUGAAGCACGAUAAACCCAAAUUAAGUAUAUCCCAAUAUUUGUCCCUUAUCAUAUCAUGAAAUCUGGCUUAAAAGUAACCUUCUCGAGUGUGUAUUGUAACUUGCCUUGUACUGCUAAAUAUAAAUGUACUAUAAAUUAAAUAAAGCCUAAAAGAAAUCUAUGUGAAAUGUAUUCAAAAAUCCAUUAAUAUUAGCUGUUCUUGUUGGUUCUA
Molecule: messenger RNA, 977 nt
Organism: Prosopis cineraria
Lineage: Eukaryota; Viridiplantae; Streptophyta; Magnoliopsida; Fabales; Fabaceae
Product: proline-rich protein 4-like
Exons: 2
Coding region: 65-769 (234 amino acids)
Source: RefSeq, a predicted model, not a curated record